Molecule: messenger RNA, 2223 nt
Organism: Neofelis nebulosa (Clouded leopard)
Lineage: Eukaryota; Metazoa; Chordata; Mammalia; Carnivora; Felidae
Gene: AKAP7
Product: A-kinase anchoring protein 7
Exons: 9
Coding region: 32-1402 (456 amino acids)
Cellular component (GO): cytosol
Molecular function (GO): protein kinase A regulatory subunit binding
Source: RefSeq, a predicted model, not a curated record
CUUCCGCCGCUGCCGGGCGCCGGGCCUGACCAUGCGGCUCCCGCGGGCGCUGCGGCUCUGGGGGCUCGGCGUCUCCGCCGGCCUGGUCGCCGCGGCCCGAGCCCCCGUCGCCCCCCGCCGUCGCCUCCUCCAGUCCCGCCCCCCCGUGCCGCCCGCGAGUCCCCGGCUCCGCCCCGGCCUCCGCCUCCGCCUCCGCCUCCGCCUCGCGCUCGGCCCCGGGCCGCAGCGCCGGGCCGCCGCCGCCGCCUGCCCGGACGCGCCGCCCCGACGCGCCGCCGCCAUGGAGCGCCCCGGAGCCGGAGGAAUGGAGUCUAGUGAGUGUGAAAACGUGUCAAAAGAAAAGGAAGCAUUUGAAGCAGAAGAGUUUGAAGCUAGUGCUAUGGAUUCUCUGAUAGACAUGCCAUUUGCCACCGUAGAUAUUCAAGAUGAGUGUGCAAUCACUGAUGUACGUCACAUAAAUUUGGAGAGAAGUAAAGAAAAUGAACGGAUCAGUAAAGAUCAGAUAAAGAAGAAGAAAAAAAAGCAAAAAGAUUAUCAACCCAACUAUUUCCUAUCCAUUCCGAUCACCAACAAAGAGAUUACAAGAGGAAUUAAGAUCCUACAAAAUGCAAUAAUACAACAAGACAAACAACUGGCCAAAGCAAUGAUCAGUGAUGGCUCUUUUCAUAUUACCCUGCUAGUGAUGCAGUUAUUAAAUGAAGAGGAAGUAAACAUUGGUAUUGGUGCUCUUUUGGAAUUAAAACCAUUCAUAGAAGAAAUCCUCCAAGGAAAACAGUUGAUUUUGCCUUUUCAAGGGAUUGACACUUUUGGAAAUCAGGUUGGAUUUGUGAAGGUGGCAGAAGGAGAUCACAUAAACCCACUUUUGGAGAUAGCAGAGACUGCAAAAAGGACGUUUCAAGAAAAGGGCAUCUUGGCAGGAGAAAACAGGGGUUUUAAGCCUCAUUUGACUUUUAUGAAAUUGUCCAAAGCACCAUGGCUCCGGAAGAAGGGAGUGAAAAAAAUAGACCCUGAAUUCUAUGAAAAAUUUAUCAGUCACAGAUUUGGAGAAGAAAUGGUACAUCGCAUAGAUCUUUGCUCCAUGCUAAAGAAAAAACAAAGUAAUGGUUAUUAUCACUGUGAGUCUUCGAUUGUGAUUGGUGAGUUGGAAAGCCCGUCCUCUACCGUCCUGCAGAGGUACAGAAAGGAUAUACCCAGCUGGCCAAGUGGUGAUAAGAAUGGAGGUGAGCCUGAUGAUGCUGAACUGGUAAGGCUCAGUAAGAGGCUGGUGGAGAACGCGGUGCUCAAGGCUGUCCAGCAGUAUCUGGAAGAAACACAGAACAAAAGCAAGCCAGGGGAUGGGAGCUCUGUGAAAACUCAAGAGGCUGAUAGGAAUGGCACUGACAGUGACAACAACAGGAAAUGAGACCCCAAUGCAGGCAGGCCCCCCCCCCCCGCUGCUCCGUGAGAAGCAUCCGGCUCCCCUCUGCUGAGUCAACGGACUACUUUGCAUUGUGCUGUUUAAAUGUCUCUUGUCCAAGCUGUGGAGAUUGCCUAAUACUUUCGUGAUCAAUGUGUUUGCAUUUCUGAAGCACAACAGAAGAGAAUGGAGUGCCGUGGCUAGCAGAGGAAACUCACUUAUGAAAGAAUGGCCCAAGUUUCACUUACCCUCAGCCAUGGCCAAGGGAGAGGGGACUUUGGGUUAUGCCUCAUGGACUCAAAUUAAAGGCCUUGGAAGGGGCCUUGCCAUAAAUGGAAUACUGCCAUUCAUAUUGCUUAGCAGGGCAUUUGACCACUUUACCUGAGGCCAAAACACACACACAGCUAACAAGUGCUAAGUUUAAAAUAAUCACUGUUGAAAUCUUUUCCAUACUGUCAGUCCAUAAUGUCUCACACUUGUCCCAUGUCUGCUGUGGCUAUGCAGUGAUUUUUAUUUACCGUAAAUUCGUUUCAUGCAAAUUAUAUAUUUUUGGCAAAAUGCAACCUUUUCUAUAACAUGUGGGCAACAUUUUAAAGGUUUCUUUUAGCCUUCUUUUGAUAAGUCGGUGUGCCAUAUUUAAUGUUUUUCACUGGCAUUUGUAUGUAAAAUGUAUUAUAUAAUUUUUUUUUCCCCUAGGCAAGAAACCUAUUGGAUUCCGGGACUUAAUUAAUGAAGCUUUGCGUCGAGAAAGGAUGGGUCUGAAGUCCAAAGUGAAACAGAUAAAGGAACUUUUAUUAAAACCUGAGACUCAGGCCAGGAUUAGGAGG